Perkinsus marinus ATCC 50983 is the source of this 492-nucleotide messenger RNA. RefSeq lists its product as hypothetical. The record is from RefSeq and is a predicted model, not a curated record. The transcript has 4 exons. The coding region runs from base 1 to 492 and encodes 163 amino acids. Lineage: Eukaryota; Perkinsozoa; Perkinsida; Perkinsidae.
AUGUGUACAACGUGCGGUGGCGUUGGUGCCNNNNGGGGGCACAUAGAUGGCCCGCGUCAUUGCCAGCGAGCUCUACAUCAAGUUCAACGUUUGGCCCGGGUUAUGCCUCUCCGGCCCGAUGGUACGGUCUUCGUUGCCCGUUCUCUUCGUGCUUUUCUGCCCGUGAUGAAGGAUGAGCUUGGUCGUGAUAGUGGUCUUCGUAAGCCUGAAGCCCUAGUCCAGCACAUCUACAAGUACGAGGCCGUUCGCGCAAGAGAGGGAGUACAGCCAUUCCCUAACGAAGAAGCCUUCCCUUGGCCCGAGGUUUACUCCGACAUCAAGCCUGACGAAUGGUUUUAUGCACCUGAGACUGAUGACGCCCGCCGCCAGCUGCGUCGUGAACAGUUGGCUGGCCCGUAUUCGUUGAACUCCUGGUGGAGGUGGGAUCCUAAGAUCGAGCUCGAGGACGUGUCCAAUUGGGUUUUGAAUCGCUAUAAGUCUGUCGGCCCUUAG